AGGCAUAGAUAUGGGUUUCGUUUUGUUAUCCAUUGGUCAUUGCAAACUCCAUAUAUAUCGCUUUGUGUCUUUCUUUCUGGAAUUCUCAUCUCUUGUAAUAUGGGAUUAGGAGAAAUGAGUAAGGAAGUGACUAUGAAGGUGAUUAAGCUCUUAAUGAUGGCGAUUCUGAUGGGGACUAUCGUGAUUUGGAUCAUGAUGCCGACUUCUACUUACAGGAAGAUCUGGUUAACAUCCAUGCGUGCCAAGCUCGGCAAAACGACUAAUUUCGGGAAACCAGGAGUGAACCUUUUAGUUUACAUGUUCCCAAUGAUUCUAUUGCCUUCUCUGGGAUGUAUCUACCUUCACUUGAAGAAACAAACUAGUGUUGACCAAUUUCGUAGUGGGGUGGAGAGGAAGAAGAGAGAGAAGUGUAGUGCAUUAAGAAGACCAAUGUUAGUGAAGGGACCAUUAGGAAUAGUGACAGUGACCGAGCUUAUGUUCUUGACGAUGUUCAUGGCUCUUCUUCUUUGGAGCUUAACCAAUUACUUUUACUUUACUUUUGUCACCGUCACGCCUCAAUCAGCAGCAAUCCACGGAGAUAAACUAUGGGAAGCAAGACUGGAUUCAGUAGCAGUACGGUUAGGUCUAGCCGGGAACAUAUGCUUGGCGUUCUUGUUCUAUCCAGUGUCUCGUGGCUCGUCGUUGCUAGCUGCAGUUGGGCUAACGUCAGAGUCAAGCAUCAAGUACCAUAUAUGGGUCGGCCACUUGGUCAUGAUCUUAAUCACUAGCCAUGGCGUUUGUUACGUUGUCUAUUGGAUAUCCACAAAUCAAGUCUAUCAGAUGUUGGAGUGGGAUAGGACGUCUAUCUCGAAUUUAGCCGGAGAGAUAGCUUUGGUGGCCGGACUUGUAAUGUGGACCACCACAUUUCCCGCAAUAAGAAAGAGAUUCUUCGAAGCCUUCUACUACACUCACCACCUCUACAUCGUCUUCAUGCUCUUCUUUGUCUUCCACGUUGGCAUCUCUCACUCGUUGAUCUCUUUACCCGGUUUCUACAUCUUCGUCGUCGAUCGUUUCUUGAGAUUUCUUCAGUCGCGCAACAAUGUCAAGCUAGUCUCUGCUCGUGUCCUUCCUUGUGAUACGGUCGAGCUCAAUUUCUCCAAAAACCCUAUGCUGAUGUAUAGCCCGACGAGUAUAUUGUUCGUGAAAAUACCGAGUAUUUCCAAGCUUCAGUGGCAUCCAUUUACGAUAACUUCUAGUAGUAAACUCGAACCAGAGAAGCUAAGUGUUAUGAUAAAGGGCCAAGGCAAAUGGUCCACUAAGCUUUACCAGAUGCUUUCUUCUUCUGAUCAGAUCGACCGCCUCACUGUUUCCAUUGAAGGACCAUACGGCCCUACUUCCACUGACUUCUUACGACAUGACUCUCUAGUUAUGGUGAGUGGAGGUAGUGGGAUUACACCGUUCAUAUCCAUAAUCCGAGACCUAAUCUACUUAAGCUCAACUAGCACUUGUCAAAUCCCCAAAAUGACGCUAAUCUGCGCGUUUAAGCACUCCUCUGACCUCUCCAUGCUUGACCUAAUCUUACCCAUCUCCAGUGACAUCUCCUCGUUUUUAGAUAUACAGAUCAAAGCCUUCGUCACCCGAGAGACAGAAUCAACUCACAACAAGAACAUCAUCAAACCUCUCUGUUUCAAACCAUAUGUCUCAGACCAACCCAUCUCACCUAUACUUGGACCCAACUCAUGGCUCUGUCUCGCCACCAUCCUCUCUUCUUCAUUCAUGAUCUUUAUUAUCAUCAUCGGAAUUAUCACGAGAUAUCACAUUUACCCAAUUGAUCAAGGCUUGAAUAAGUACACAUCGGCUUAUAAAUCUAUCAUCUACCUUCUAGCAAUCUCCGUUAGCGUGGUGGCUACGUCUUCAAUCGCUGUGUUUUCUAACAAAAAGCAGUACUGUACAAAAAAUGACCAAGUCGUCGAAGGUUUGUCUCCGUUGGUGACGGAAAGCUCUCCACAACAGUUGCUGUCGGAAUCCACCAGCAUUCAUUACGGAGAAAGGCCUAAUCUUAACAUUAAUUGUGUGAAAGCAGAGCUUCUACUAGGUUUAAAAGGUUUGAGCGUGGGAGUUUUUGUGUGUGGUCCGAGGAAGAUGAGGCAAGAGGUUGCAAAGAUAUGUUCUUUUCGUUCGCCUGAGAAUCUUCAGUUUGAAUCUAUUAGCUUCAGCUGGUGAAUGAUUUUAAUUCAUAUUGAUAUUAUGUAACAGUUGUUUUGCUUGCAAAAAUAAGUAAGAGUGGUUUAGAUAGUACUAGAUACUUAUUGAGGAUAUGCACAUCAACUUUCACCUGAUAACAAAUAUGUCACGGUCACCUUAGGAUUUAAAGUCUUUUUUUAACGAAAAAAAAAUCAUUAUAACCUGAGGAUUUACAGUUUAACUGAUUUGUAAUGGCAUAAUUUCAUUA
Molecule: messenger RNA, 2431 nt
Organism: Brassica rapa (field mustard)
Lineage: Eukaryota; Viridiplantae; Streptophyta; Magnoliopsida; Brassicales; Brassicaceae
Product: probable ferric reduction oxidase 1
Cellular component (GO): plasma membrane
Molecular function (GO): ferric-chelate reductase activity
Source: RefSeq, a predicted model, not a curated record